Sander lucioperca (pikeperch) is the source of this 5528-nucleotide messenger RNA. RefSeq lists its product as uncharacterized. Gene Ontology annotation, cellular component: nucleus. Lineage: Eukaryota; Metazoa; Chordata; Actinopteri; Perciformes; Percidae. The record is from RefSeq and is a predicted model, not a curated record. The coding region runs from base 282 to 2780 and encodes 832 amino acids. The transcript is spliced from 2 exons.
AACCCUUUUCCGGAAUUAUGUCAGCUAACGUGAGCUACGACCAGCUAAAGCAAAGCGGCUCGGUUGGCCGCCUUGACAAGCGAUAAUAUACCGUCCACAGACAGGAAUUAUUCAUUAAAAACAUAUAACGGAUCGAAACACAACACUCUUAUAAGUGAGAAGACGUCUCGGUCGCGGUUACCUCUUCUCUGACUCUUACUCCACUGUAUGAUCGCAGCCAUUGAAUUAGUGGGACCUAAUAAUACCUGCUGCCUGAUGACCAGCGGACCUCACCGCUCAACAUGAAUCCUGGCAGCUAUCAAAGCAUGCUGUCGUCUGUGAACGGUGGGCAUCCCAAUGUGGUUUUGGAUCGUGUUCUGAACACUUCAAAUGUGAGGUGUUGUCAGAAAUGUGGAUUCGCUUCUACAGAUGCUGCGUUGUUCAAGAAGCAUAUGAUCGAGCAUAGGGGCACAACAAGGUUUUACUGUUUUUAUUGCAACAAAGUCUCAUUCAGUGAGGCAGAGUUAAACGCUCACCUGAAGCAACACAAUUCAAAGUAUCCAUUUAAAUGUCCUCACUGUGGACAGGGCUAUAUGAGGAGGCUGUGCCUUGUGAAGCACAUUGAGCGUUUCCAUAGUACAAGCGUUAGUAAAGGACCUGGUGACCCUGGCACGACAAAAAAUCAACAGGUUUCUGUUUCCAGUGCCUUAUCAAGUGUGCCCAUUGCUGAUCCAUCGCCACUUCGACCAACUGUUCGAGUAACAGUACCUGCCCUGAGUACAUCUGCAGUCAGACUGGGUAAAGAUGAACAGAGAGGAAAAACACUGGACACAAAUGUAGCAAAUGCCACAAAUGGUAAUGCAGAGCAUUUGACCUCUUUUAAUGGACUCAUUCAGCACAACAGGGCUCUGACGGUUUCCCUUCCAGAGGAAGUAACGAUCCCUGCUGGCUGUUUGGUUGAACUUGUUGAGGUAAAAACUGUCAAUGGGACAAAGGAGCUGAAGCUGAGGCUCGUCUCUCAACAAGAAAACAAGUCUGUGAUUAAAGACACCAGGACCACAGUCUCUCAAAACACUGCACUGGGAAAGCCAUUCUUAUCUGCAUUAAAUCAUCCAAACACCGUGAAGUCUAUGAGUAUGGGAAUGUGCACAGUUAACAGGAAACAGUGUGAAACAAAGACUGUGAAUGUGGAGCGUCCUGCAGUUGUCCCAGUCAAUAUUUCCAAAAACCUCCCGAAUCAAGUAAGCAAGGAAAAAGGUGGAUUGAAAAGAACAUCACAAGAAAUAAUCAACUUGGAAUGUCAAACAGUUGUUCCAAACAAGGUUCCCAAAAGCAUCCUCAAUCCUGUAAGAGAAGGAAAUAGUGGGAUCAAAGUUACACAGAGAGAGCCCAUCAACCACAAUUCAGGUCUGCCUUCUGUUAUCUCCAACACGGUUGUCAACAGGUUGACUCACACCCUGCAUCCAGAAAACAUGGGAGCAUGUGUUUCUCAGAGAGCAAUGGAUAAGAGAAAUAAUUUAAUUCCAGAGCAUUCCAAGAGUAUCCCACCAAGGAGGACAAGUGACAUAAAAAUCAUUCCUCAAGAUGUGUCGGUGGCUGUUAAGCAGGAACCUGGGGAGGAGCUCCUCCAGAACACCACUUCUUUAAAAAAGAAGAAAGAGGCAGUGGGCUUGAACCAGCAAAAAACAACUUCUCCUUCCUUGAGUGUUCUCUUAGCUGCAGCGGCCCAAGUGAGACCUCCAGCGACUUUAGUUUGUAAGGAUAAUGUUGUCACAAAGCCAUCUUCUUCAAUGCCAAGAACUCUAAAUGAGUCUUCAUCAGUCAAAACACAGGUGCUUUCCAACCGCACAAAUUCAAAGAUCUCCACUUGGACCCAGGAAGUCAGAUCCAACGAGAGAGCCGGAGAAGGAGACAUGCUAGAGCCCGAGGGUUUUCCCAUCAUCUCUUCUGUGUUUUCAUUAAGUCAACAACCAGAGGAUGUCCAAGGCUCCAUGCAGCCACUGGUUAUGGCUCUGCGUGGUAUAGUGAUGAAUAAAAGUAACAGUUCUGGUAGUGCAACUCAAGAUCACAUCAAGAUGAACAGCACAGAGCAGGUGAAGGAGGCGCCAACACUGGGGUUCUGUGCUCAGGCGGCCACAAAAGAUGGAUCCAUCAUCCGCAAGCUUUUAUUGACAGAGCGGACCAGUGAGUCCGUCAAAGUAGAGGAGCAGGAUAAGGGUAUUCAACACCCUCCUGCACUGACCCACAACCAUGUCCAUGUCAAGGAGGAAAAAAAUAGCACAACGCCAACAUACAAUAAGAACGGCCGUCACACUCCUGUUUCACAGUCUUCAACAGAUGAGGAAUCUGUUUCCAAAACUGCUGCACAUGUGAAUGCACCUGAGACUACAGAGCCUCUACGGGAAAUGGCAAAAAGUGAGAACGACAUCUCAAAGUUCCUGACUGUCUCUCUGAAAAGGGUACAAGUAGGCGUGUGGAAGAAAACCAAGAAGGGACUGAAACUUAGAAUAUCCAAGUAUAAGACUCAGAUACCUGUGGGCAGUCUAACUGAUUGCACAGUUAUUUACCCAAUGCCACUGAAGGUGGACCAACUGGUGAAACGGCCGGGCCCCAACCAGCCUGUGGUGGUGCUCAAUCACCCAAAGCCUCGGGCCUCCAUUCAGGGAGCGAGAGCAGACACUUUAGCAGACACAGGAGCCUCUAAUGGAGCUCCAAAGUGCCAAAUCUUAAAAAUGAGGCUGAGCAAAGUGAUGGGGCAGAAGUAUGAGGUGAUGGGGUGCACGGUUGGAGUCUUUCCAUGAAUUUAUCAGACAAUAUGUCAGUGGACAGAAGUGUACAUUUAUGAGAAAAUAAGUAGUAUUACAAUGGGAAGAUGUUGACUUAAUGUUAUUUUCUCUAUGGGAGCACACAAUUUUAAAAGAGUGGACAUCUGAUUAUCAGUGAACAUUGUGUUAUACGUAUGUUAAUAUAGGCAUGGGAUAUGGAAUAUUUAAGUGCAAUGAAAGGGAACAUGGACCACCUACUGUAAUAGAUUGCAGUCAGUAAUACACAGAUGUUAGAUUACUGUUUUAAAGACGUUUGAGAAACCAGUAGAUCUGUCAGAGUUGAGGCAUUAAUGCAUGCUGUUUACUUAAAAAGGAUAACAUACUGUAUUUAUUUUUUUGUUUGCAUCAGUAAUGUUUUGCUGUUCAUCUGGCUCCUCUAAGAUACAACCUGAACUAGGGAAAGUACACCUGAGAGUAUCACAUCUUUGUGUAGAGUAUAAACAAUGUCAUGAAUAAAUACACGUAACAUGCACGGCUCCCAGUUGUAAUGAUGGAACAGUCCGUGUUGGAUAUUAAGUAAUGAUGAAAUGUUUGGUUUGUGAUUUGACAGUUAGAUGUCGUUGAUUGUGGGUGAAAGCUCACUUGCAAUAUUUAGCACAAACAACAUACAAUGAAAACAUUUCUUAUUCCAAUGUAAAAUGCACCCAAAAAGUUAAACUUUCAACACUGAUUGCCUUAAAAGUGGUCAAUAAAACACGUCCCAUUUCAAAAGCUCCUCAAAAUUUGGCCUGAGCAAUGUGGCCUUUGUAGAAGUCACAGCCAGUGUCAUGUGCAGCACUCGGUAUCGGUCAGUAGUGUCAUGGUGCAUUUAGGAACUCUUUGCAACUCUAAGAUUCAGUAAAUAUUGCGUGACCAUGUCGUAUUUAUCAGAUGUUCAACAGUCACUGGUAAAUUCAUUAAAUGAACUGGACCAAUGAAAAGGAGGAUGCAAGGUGUAAAUAAUGGAAGCUGGGCAUGCACACCACUGUUUGUUGUCGUUAUUAGUUUGGAUGUGUUGUAAAUCACAGGGUGCUGCAGAGAAACGGACGUUAUGUGUGCCAAAGUCGUCCUUAAUGUGUUGUGUGAAAUGAAAUGUCACAGUUGUUCUGUAAACUUGGAAUGUGCCCCAGUUUCUUACCGGUAUUUACCACUUUGCCAGCCAUUUUCGGUGAAAAACUUAAAUCUUUAGUGCGUAACUUUUUGAUAUUAAUGAAUGUCCAUUACAUUCAAGCCAUUGUGGUGCGGUCAUUGAAGGCUUGUAUAAAGUGGAUGCGCCGACAGUUUUGUUGUCAUUACUUAGAAUUCCUCAUGCGGGGGGGCGGUAGAAACUACGCACUAUAGCUUUAAAUGUUUUUUACUUUGCCAGUUGAUGAGGAGUGCCUGAAUGCACCGUUAUAUUUAGCCAAGAGCUACAAUUUCCACUAUUCCUAAUAGUCCAGAUUGAUAAGAACGGUGAACUUAAAGGAGCUGUACUCAAUAUUCAGAACAUUAAUAUAGUGCUAUGUAAAGAUAUAGUGGAGUAAUGGCGUCAUGAGCAGAGAAUGAAGUCACACUCCCUCUGUGUGUCUUGUAAUCAGAUCUUAUCUGUUCUUUGUUUUGAUAGCUGGUCCGGCCGUGCGUGCAUACAUGUGGCCGUGAAAAAAAACAUUCACGUAUUUUACGUAUUGGGAAACGGUCUGUGAGAGCUGUGUGGAGGCAAUCCCAGCAAGCAGUUUAUUCAGUAUUUCGAGUACAGCCCCUUUAAAGCCUUAAAGAAUCCUUCUGUAUUUUUAUUUACUUGUUCAGUCUUAUGUUAUCCUCGAUUUGAUAAUUAAUAUUUUUUUUUAUUUUAUUCUUACCCCAUUAGAUGUUUGUUUCAUGACGAUUAAAUGUGUAAUUCAUCACAGAUAUUUUGUGAUUAACUUAUGUAAGGGAACAGUCCCAGAACCAAGUGUUAAUGCCAUCUUGGAUCGUUGUUACUCCUUGUGCCAUAUGUUUUUUUUGUUUUGUCUUUUUUAUGUGACAGCUUACAUGUAUAGCCUCUUUUCUAGCGUCUUAAACAGUAGUGCAAAAUGGAGCUGAUAAAAUCGGCCAAAACUGGUUUAUUAGUUUAACAGAAAGCCACAAAAUAUAAUAUGUGUAUAUAUUUGUGUAAAUACUGACUGUUGUGAUUCUAGGGAACCUGCUAAAACUUGUAUAGUUUUUUUUCGAAAACCAUCUAAAGGACACAAACAAUCUUCUUUCCUGAUACUUUGCAGAGGUGUUUCCCUUCUUACGACAGCAUUACGACAUUUUUGUGUUCUUGUUUAUACUGUAACCAUCAUGUAUGAGUUGCUAGACCUAUUAUUCAAUUAUAAUAGGUUUCAGUUGCCCAGUCAUUGUAUAUAUUUUGAUCACCCACAGAUUUUAUUAUGUAUAUACCUUUAAAUAUAACGUGCGAUAACUGGUGUUUAUACUCAGUAGGGAAUGGUUAUCAUUCUACAGCCUCUUCUGCAAAAGAAGUUAUGUUGUGCUUUACUCUCCUAACACUGCAGUGUCUGAAGCUGCCGUGCUGUAUUAUUUGUCUUAAAGGUGUGUAAGGGCGUGACAGUUAUUUCUGAAUGCUUUGCUUUGUCUUUCAUUCACUCCUCAUUUGUGUUAGAAUUACUCAUGUUCCUGCUAUAGCAGAUUUUGGUUUUACUACCUUCUCAAUGUUCAUUAUCAUGUUUCAUGCUUUUAUAAUGACAAUUGUGUAACUCCUCUUUUUCUAUUAAAACAUGAAACCAG